AUUGUCAUAAGUCAAUGCAAGGCAAUCAAAAUAUUCCAUCCACAAUCGUCUCUCGUCAACUCUGGUGAGAAUAAAGGAAACUCGCCCAAUUUUCUAGUUUAGAAGUACAUGCUGGAUGACAACACCGACCGAUAAGAGAAUAAUUAAUGUAAAUACGGGGAUUACAAACUAAAGGAUUAUUACCGUAGAGAACAGUGUUUCAAAAAUGUCAGAAAGCAACAAAAAACCGGAAAGCUCGGGAGGCUCCGGCGACAAAGAACUUGACGACCUGCUCGACAGUGCCCUGGAGGAUUUCAGUAAACACUCGGAAGAAAGCCAAAAAUCAGCGAGUGCCUCAGAAUCACAGCAGCAUGAUGAUCCUCCAACCGAACAAUUAUGGAAUGAGGAAUUUAUCAGUUCACAGGCAAAAUUGUUCGAAGAAAAAAUGGCUUCCUUGUUCGGAGGAGGAGACGCAGUGGACGCGGAUCAGAUAGCACUCGGUUUCCAAAGAAUUGCAGAAGCAGCUGCCCUCGCUGUUCGUACCGAUCCAGCAACAAUGCCAACCGAUUCGGUGGAUCCCUCCGUUAGUCAGAGUAUUACAGAUGCUCUGCGUGGACUAAGUGAGGGUAGGGAAAAUCUUCAGGCACCGUUCAGUCCCGAGGACAUCGCAGGGAUGUUUGGUAACAUCGAUCUGAACGAUAGCGGCGAAAACAAUGCGUUUUUGCCUUUUAUGCAAGGUAUGAUGCAGAGUUUACUCUCGGCUGAUGUGCUGCUGCCCAGUUUGAAGGAUCUUACCGAAAAGUACCCAGAGUGGCUGCGUGAAAACGGUGACAAAAUCUCCACCGAAGAUAAAGAGAGAUACGAAAAGCAGCUGAAAUUAAUGGAGGACGUGUGUCGAGAGCUGGAAAAGGAGAAACCAGAUGACUCAGCAGAAGUGAAACGAGUUCGGUUCCAAAGUGUACUGGAUAUGAUGCAACAUAUGCAAGAUUUAGGACAGCCGCCCGCCGAUUUAGUAGGCGAUAUGGGUCCAGGUAAUCUGAAUAUACCCAUGAUAGAUCCGACUGCCUUCAACGAUCCGAACCAAUGCGCCACAAGCUAAUUAUUUAGCUAAUGGUCGGAGGCUAUGGGCUUUAUUGUUAGUUGUUGGGGCUAAAUUUUUCAAUUUACCAGUCAUCCUUCCGCAUCGAGAGCAACUGUGUAACAUCCUAGUGGGUUUCUCGCAACACGUUUUUAUGAGUUAUUAGUAGGGUAAUAUGGUACAGUGUAUUACCUUUUCAGUUUCAGAAAAACGUUUGGCGCUAAUUUUACUAUCGACUAUUUUUAGAACAAACUGCUGGAUAGUUAUCAUUUGCAGAUGGCUAUAUUUAUACUUUUGAUAAAUCAAAAUUCAAUAAACAGACGAAAAUCAUUAA
This is a messenger RNA of Toxorhynchites rutilus septentrionalis, 1391 nucleotides long. It is a transcript of the gene Pex19, whose product is annotated as peroxisomal biogenesis factor 19. The record is from RefSeq and is a predicted model, not a curated record. Gene Ontology annotation, biological process: protein import into peroxisome membrane. Bases 206 to 1078 code for a protein of 290 amino acids. The transcript is spliced from 3 exons. Lineage: Eukaryota; Metazoa; Arthropoda; Insecta; Diptera; Culicidae. Gene Ontology annotation, cellular component: peroxisome; peroxisomal membrane.